AUGCCUCAAGACCCCGAGUCCACGGAGGAAGUCGUGCAAGUAGCCGAGGCCCCAAAGGAAACAACAGACCAGUUGGAAGUUAACAAUGCUCCAGAGUCAACGGUUGUACCCGAAGAGAUCCCAAAGUUGGAGGAGGAAAUCCAACCAAUAGCCGGGGAACCCGUUGUACAGGAGGAGUCUUAUCAAACUGCCUUACUGGAGGCGACGGAGGAGGCCCCAGAGACAGAAAUCACCGAACACCUAUCCAACGAAUCUUUUGGCCUGGACGUGGAGCCAACGGAGCCCACCGAUGAUCUUUCGCCAGAAGAGAAAAAGAAGAAACUCAAAAAGGAGCGUAGGGAGCGUUUGAAGGACUUGGCCAGUAAUCGUUUUACGCUUUUGGAAGUCCAUGAGCCCACAGUUAGUUUCACAGCGUUUUCCCCCGAAGAGAUUGUCGAUAAAGGGGAGGAAGAGGAGGAGAAGCAGGAGGUCCUGGUGAACUUCGAUGAACCCUUCGACGAUGAACUGGAAUCGGAGUCAAUCCAGCCAAGUGAUGACUCAGAAGAAGACAUAUUCACGAAAUUCCGAGCCCGCAAAAUGGUGGACCUCUUUCCCGUGUAUGGCUUCUCAAAUGAAGCCGAUAAUAGAAGUAUUUUCGACAAGGAUCCCAAGUAUGACGAUUCGGAUGAUGCAAUGAGUAUGGCGGCCAUUAGCAUGGCAUCGGUAAGAACGCUGAAGCCGGCAGAUCCCGAUUCCGUCCAGUUGAAGACCAACUUUCUGAGGGAUUUCGAUGUGCCCAGUCUGUCGGACAUAUCGGAGGAGCACGAACUGACCGACCGCCUAUCGGGGGCCAAGUCCACGAUUAGCGUCUACCGGGAUCAGGGCCACUUCGUGGAUCCUGCGGCGAGUCCGAGCUCCAGUUCCAGCUCGGUAUCCGAAUCGCUUGGGGACUUGGACAACGAGCAGCAGGAUGAUGGCGUGGCGCCUGACAGUCAGGACGACUCCUCCGUUAUGUCCGACAUACCCGAAUUCGCGGAACUUCCAGACACCGCUGCUCCCACGCAAAAGUCCGUUACCAUGGACGAAUUUAACGCCCUAACAAAGGUGGGUUUCGUAGAGCUCGAGGAUAAAGAGGAUUCAUCCGUAGCGUAUGCCCGUGCGCUUAAUAGGGUGGUUCACGACUUACUUCGCGAUCUCAUCGAGGAGGCUGCCUACAGGUCGGACUAUCAAAACGAGGAGAGCGUGCUUCGGGCGAAAUUCGACAAGUCAAAGCUCUUAGUCGAGCUGCAAAGAGUCAUCCAUACUUAUAUGAUCGAGAAGUACACCAAUGAUAUGAUGUCCAACCGGCUGGUCGAAUAUUACAAACGCAAUCGCAACACUCGAGUGUUUGUCGUCCUUACGGCGGAUAAUGAAAAACGAUACCAGGCCCGGUACUUUCACGCACUGUCGCUGCUCGACAGUCUGAAGGAACGGUUGGAUGUGGCCAAGCACAAGCACGCCGUCCAGAUGAACAGGGUGAUGCUGGAUCUGCACUCCGCCCAGAGCGUCGCCUCGAUCACGGAGGAGCGACUGGAGCACCUGUUCCACAAGUACCUGGUUCGAUCGGAUUCCGAUUAUCUGCGACGCAUUGUCGAUCGCGAACUCAGGCUUAUGUCCGCCAAACGGAACGAGAUUAGUGACAGCAGACUCUUCCUGAUUACCAGGAAACACACCUUGGCUCACAUAAUGGAUAAAAUCAAAGAACUGGACACAUUAAGUGAAACCGUGAACGUCAGAGACUAUAUAUCCGCGCAAAAUGAAGUGUUGGCUUUGCAGAAGAAAAUUGAAGAACGCAAUUUUGACCUAAAGAGGUUGCGAACGCAAUUCCUCAUGGACGUUCAUCUCACCCGACACAAUCGGGAGAAGGCCCUGGCACUGGGGGAAAAGUUUGAGGUGCGGAAGACCUUGUUGAAGAAUGCCAUCGACAAGCAGCGCGUCCUGCGUAAACGACUCUACGACGUGAAACUAGAGCGCACCAAGAUGCGCCAGCAGUCCAGGGAGCUGACCUUCCAGGGCGGCAUCCUGGCGAUGCCUUCGCUGAUGUACGACUAUGACAAAACCAUGGAGCGACUAAAGGAGAAGCAGGAGUCUGUGGCCAAGCUUAGGGAGACCAUGAAGGCACUUCAACGUCGCGUCGAUUUAGUGGAAGGAAGAAGUCUUUAGAAACCAUCUUUUCCCAUCUGACGAUUCCAAUAAACACUAAGAUUUAUCA
Messenger RNA from Drosophila takahashii, 2230 nucleotides. RefSeq names its product cilia- and flagella-associated protein 184. Gene Ontology annotation, biological process: cilium assembly. The record is from RefSeq and is a predicted model, not a curated record. Gene Ontology annotation, cellular component: axoneme; ciliary basal body. NCBI's taxonomy places the organism in Eukaryota, Metazoa, Arthropoda, Insecta, Diptera, Drosophilidae.